Molecule: messenger RNA, 4683 nt
Organism: Vigna umbellata (rice bean)
Lineage: Eukaryota; Viridiplantae; Streptophyta; Magnoliopsida; Fabales; Fabaceae
Source: RefSeq, a predicted model, not a curated record
AUGGCAUUGAACUCCAUGGCUGCUUCUCAUUCCCAUUUCCCAAGUGACUCAGGCCAGCAUCGACAUCCUACUCGUCAAUCUGCAUCAAAAGUGUGUCGAGUUUGUAGUGAUCAGAUUGGACAUGGGGAAAAUGGAAAGCUUUUUGUGGCUUGCAAUGUGUGUAGUUUUCCUGUUUGUCAACCCUGCUAUGAGUAUGAGAGGAGUGAAGGGAACCAGUGCUGCCCUCAGUGCAACACCCGCUAUAAGCGCCACAAAGGUUGUCCUAGAGUAGCUGGUGAUGAUGAGGAGCAUUCUGAUGCAGAUGAUUUUCAUGAUCCAGAUGAGAAACAUGAUGCCAAUCAUUGGGAAAAUAAAGACCACAAGGAACAGCAGUGGCAUCCGAAAGGUCAAGCUUUAUCUUCAGCAGGAAGUGUGGCUAGUAAGGAAUUUGAAGGGGAGAAGGAAUUCUUCAGUAAUGGAGAAUGGGAAGAAAGAUUAGAGCAAUGGAAAGCCAGGCAAAAAAAGAGAGGUAUUCUUAACAAAGAGGAAGCCAAAGAUGACCAGGGAGAAGAUGAUUACCUUUUGGCUGAAGCUAGGCAACCAUUGUGGCGUAAGGUUCCAAUAUCUUCAAGUCUAAUCAACCCAUAUCGCAUAGUCAUAAUCAUGAGGCUCUUUAUCCUCGUUUUCUUCCUCCGUUUCCGUGUCUUAACUCCAGCAUAUGAUGCAUAUCCACUGUGGCUUGCCUCUGUGAUGUGUGAAGUAUGGUUUGCACUGUCAUGGAUACUUGACCAGUUCCCCAAAUGGUUCCCCAUAACUCGUGAAACUUACUUGGAUCGCUUGUCCAUGAGGUUUGAGCGUGAAGGGGAGCCAAACCUUCUAGCCCCAGUUGAUGUCUAUGUGAGUACUGUGGACCCUUUGAAAGAGCCUCCCAUUAUAACAACAAACACUGUUCUUUCAAUCCUGGCUGUUGAUUACCCGGUUGACAAGGUGUGUUGCUAUGUAUCUGAUGAUGGUGCGUCUAUGCUCCUUUUUGAUGCACUUUCAGAAACUUCUGAGUUUGCACGAAGAUGGGUUCCUUUUUGUAAGAAGUAUAGCAUAGAGCCAAGGGCACCGGAGUUCUAUUUUUCUCAGAAGAUUGAUUACUUGAAAGAUAAGGUGCAGCCUACCUUUGUGAAGGAACGAAGGGCCAUGAAGAGAGAAUAUGAAGAAUUUAAAGUAAAAAUUAACUCCUUAGUGGCAAAAGCUCAGAAGAAGCCUGAGGACGGGUGGGUGAUGCAGGAUGGAACCCCUUGGCCUGGCAACAGUACUCGUGAUCAUCCAGGAAUGAUUCAGGUGUAUUUAGGAAGUGGUGGUGCACUGGACGUAGAAGGCAAGGAACUGCCACGGCUGGUGUAUAUUUCACGUGAAAAGCGUCCUGGCUAUAACCACCACAAGAAAGCUGGUGCUAUGAAUGCUUUGGUUCGAGUUUCAGCUGUGCUUUCAAAUGCACCUUUCAUGCUGAAUCUGGAUUGUGACCAUUACAUAAACAAUAGCAAGGCUAUAAGAGAGGCCAUGUGCUUUUUAAUGGACCCCCAGAUAGGAAAGAAGCUCUGCUAUGUCCAAUUUCCACAAAGAUUCGAUGGUAUUGAUCGUCAUGAUAGAUAUGCUAACCGAAAUAUUGUAUUCUUUGAUAUAAAUAUGAAAGCCCUUGACGGGAUUCAGGGUCCAGUUUAUGUUGGAACUGGAUGUGUGUUCAAUAGGCAGGCACUAUAUGGAUAUGAUCCACCAGUAUCUGAGAAAAGACCAAAGAUGACCUGUGACUGCUGGCCUUCAUGGUGUUGUUGUUGUGGUUGUUCGAGGAAAUCCAAGUUAAAGAAGAAAUCUGGUGGAAGAGGGGGUCUCUUUAGUAGAUUAUACACCAGGAAGAAGAAAAUGAUGGGGAAGAACUACGUUAGGAAAGGGUCUGAGUCCAUGUUUGAUCUUGAUCUUGAAGAGAUUGAAGAAGGGCGUGAAGGGUAUGGCGAGCUAGAGAAAUCAUCCCUCAUGUCCCAAAAAAAGUUUGAGAAGAGAUUUGGGCAGUCACCAGUUUUCAUUGAGUCCACUUUGAUGGAAAAUGGUGGACUUCCUGAAGGCACCAACAGUCAAUCGCUAAUUAAGGAAGCUAUUCAUGUUAUAAGUUGUGGCUAUGAAGAGAAGACUGAAUGGGGAAAAGAGAUUGGAUGGAUAUAUGGCUCAGUCACAGAAGAUAUAUUAACAGGGUUUAAGAUGCAUUGUAGAGGAUGGAAAUCAGUAUACUGCAUGCCAAAAAGAGACGCUUUCAAAGGAUCUGCCCCAAUAAAUCUAUCAGAUAGGUUACACCAAGUUCUGAGAUGGGCCCUUGGUUCUGUUGAAAUUUUCCUUAGUCGCCAUUGUCCAUUGUGGUAUGGCUAUGGAGGAAAACUGAAAUGGCUGGAGCGGUUGGCUUAUACUAAUACCAUUGUUUAUCCAUUCACUUCCAUCCCUCUACUUGCAUACUGCACAAUUCCAGCAGUUUGUCUUCUCACUGGAAAAUUCAUCAUCCCAACUUUGACGAACCUUGCCAGCGUAUGGUUCAUGGCUCUAUUCAUCUCCAUCAUUUUAACUGGUGUGCUAGAGCUGAGGUGGAGUGGUGUGAGCCUUGAAGACUGGUGGCGCAAUGAACAAUUUUGGGUGAUUGGAGGAGUAUCUGCUCACCUUUUUGCUGUAUUCCAAGGUCUCCUUAAGGUUCUUGGAGGAGUGGACACCAAUUUCACAGUGACAGCCAAAGCAGCAGAUGAUACUGAAUUUGGAGAGUUGUACCUGUUCAAGUGGACAACACUUCUGAUCCCACCAACCACUCUUAUAAUCUUGAACAUGGUGGGAGUUGUGGCUGGAGUAUCUGAUGCCAUUAACAAUGGGUAUGGUUCAUGGGGUCCUUUGUUUGGGAAGGUAUUCUUUGCUUUCUGGGUUAUUGUCCAUUUAUAUCCUUUCCUCAAAGGUCUCAUGGGAAGGCAAAACAGAACUCCUACUAUUGUUGUCCUUUGGUCAAUUCUUUUGGCAUCAAUUUUCUCUUUGAUUUGGGUUAGAAUUGAUCCUUUCUUGCCAAAACAAACUGGCCCAGUUCUCAAACNUAGACAUCGACCUCCUACUCGUCAAUCUGCAUCAAAAGUGUGUCGAGUUUGUAGUGAUCAGAUUGGACAUGGGGAAAAUGGAAAGCUUUUUGUGGCUUGCCAUGUGUGUAGUUUUCCCGUUUGUCAACCCUGCUAUGAGUAUGAGAGGAGUGAAGGGAACCAGUGCUGCCCUCAGUGCAACACCCGCUAUAAGCGCCACAAAGGUUGUCCUAGAGUAGCUGGUGAUGAUGAGGAGCAUUCUGAUGCAGAUGAUUUUCAUGAUCCAGAUGAGAAACAUGAUGCCAAUCAUUGGGAAAAUAAAGACCACAAGGAACAGCAGUGGCAUCCGAAAGGUCAAGCUUUAUCUUCAGCAGGAAGUGUGGCUAGUAAGGAAUUUGAAGGGGAGAAGGAAUUCUUCAGUAAUGGAGAAUGGGAAGAAAGAUUAGAGCAAUGGAAAGCCAGGCAAAAAAAGAGAGGUAUUCUUAACAAAGAGGAAGCCAAAGAUGACCAGGGAGAAGAUGAUUACCUUUUGGCUGAAGCUAGGCAACCAUUGUGGCGUAAGGUUCCAAUAUCUUCAAGUCUAAUCAACCCAUAUCGCAUAGUCAUAAUCAUGAGGCUCUUUAUCCUCGUUUUCUUCCUCCGUUUCCGUGUCUUAACUCCAGCAUAUGAUGCAUAUCCACUGUGGCUUGCCUCUGUGAUGUGUGAAGUAUGGUUUGCACUGUCAUGGAUACUUGACCAGUUCCCCAAAUGGUUCCCCAUAACUCGUGAAACUUACUUGGAUCGCUUGUCCAUGAGGUUUGAGCGUGAAGGGGAGCCAAACCUUCUAGCCCCAGUUGAUGUCUAUGUGAGUACUGUGGACCCUUUGAAAGAGCCUCCCAUUAUAACAACAAACACUGUUCUUUCAAUCCUGGCUGUUGAUUACCCGGUUGACAAGGUGUGUUGCUAUGUAUCUGAUGAUGGUGCGUCUAUGCUCCUUUUUGAUGCACUUUCAGAAACUUCUGAGUUUGCACGAAGAUGGGUUCCUUUUUGUAAGAAGUAUAGCAUAGAGCCAAGGGCACCGGAGUUCUAUUUUUCUCAGAAGAUUGAUUACUUGAAAGAUAAGGUGCAGCCUACCUUUGUGAAGGAACGAAGGGCCAUGAAGAGAGAAUAUGAAGAAUUUAAAGUAAAAAUUAACUCCUUAGUGGCAAAAGCUCAGAAGAAGCCUGAGGACGGGUGGGUGAUGCAGGAUGGAACCCCUUGGCCUGGCAACAGUACUCGUGAUCAUCCAGGAAUGAUUCAGGUGUAUUUAGGAAGUGGUGGUGCACUGGACGUAGAAGGCAAGGAACUGCCACGGCUGGUGUAUAUUUCACGUGAAAAGCGUCCUGGCUAUAACCACCACAAGAAAGCUGGUGCUAUGAAUGCUUUGGUUCGAGUUUCAGCUGUGCUUUCAAAUGCACCUUUCAUGCUGAAUCUGGAUUGUGACCAUUACAUAAACAAUAGCAAGGCUAUAAGAGAGGCCAUGUGCUUUUUAAUGGACCCCCAGAUAGGAAAGAAGCUCUGCUAUGUCCAAUUUCCACAAAGAUUCGAUGGUAUUGAUCGUCAUGAUAGAUAUGCUAAUCGUAAUAUUGUAUUCUUUGAU